Messenger RNA from Tupaia belangeri chinensis (Chinese tree shrew), 913 nucleotides. RefSeq names its product goosecoid homeobox (gene GSC). Gene Ontology annotation, cellular component: nucleus. Gene Ontology annotation, biological process: regulation of transcription by RNA polymerase II. The record is from RefSeq and is a predicted model, not a curated record. Lineage: Eukaryota; Metazoa; Chordata; Mammalia; Scandentia; Tupaiidae. Gene Ontology annotation, molecular function: RNA polymerase II cis-regulatory region sequence-specific DNA binding; DNA-binding transcription factor activity, RNA polymerase II-specific.
GGGUGGGCCCCCCCACUUUGAGCUCUUCGCUCGGCGCGUCCCCGCCGCCCCCCGGUCCCGGCGCGGGGCUCGGGGAUGCCCGCCAGCAUGUUCAACCUCGACAGCAUCCUGGCCGCACAGUCGAACGCGCGGCGCGGCAAGGCCCGGGGCCUGCCGGUGGCGCCCAGCGCCGCGGCUCCGGUCGUCUUCCCGGCCCUGCACGGGGACUCGCUCUACGGCGCCAGUGGCGGCGCCUCCUCGGACUAUGGCGCCUUCUACCCACGCUGCGGGGCCGUCCCGCCGCUGGGCGCCCAGCAGUGCUCCUGUGUCCCGACGCCCCCAGGCUACGAGGGCCCCGGCUCGGUGCUGGUGUCCCCGGUGCCGCACCAGAUGUUGCCCUACAUGAACGUGGGGACGCUGUCGCGCACGGAACUGCAGCUCCUCAACCAGUUGCACUGCCGGCGGAAGCGGCGGCACCGCACCAUCUUCACCGACGAGCAGCUGGAGGCUCUGGAGAACCUCUUCCAGGAGACCAAGUACCCGGACGUGGGCACGCGUGAGCAGCUGGCCCGGAAAGUGCACCUCCGCGAGGAGAAAGUGGAGGUCUGGUUUAAGAACCGCAGAGCGAAAUGGAGGCGGCAGAAGCGGUCCUCGUCCGAGGAGUCGGAAAACGCCGAGAAGUGGAACAAGACGUCCUCGAAGGCAUCGCCCGAGAAGAGGGAAGAGGAAGGUAAAAGCGAUUUGGACUCGGACAGUUGACAGCCGCGGCCAGCCGUGGCUCUUGGCGAACUCGAAGGACUUGCACAGACAGACGAUGCUACUUUCUUGCACACGGGCUGCCUUGCGGGAGGGCUUGGAGAAAGGAACGAGGAGCUGUAAAUAGUGUACAGAGCCCCAAGUCGGCGCCUGGGGUCGGGGCGGCGAGAGGCUCACG